Molecule: messenger RNA, 1086 nt
Organism: Scedosporium apiospermum
Lineage: Eukaryota; Fungi; Ascomycota; Sordariomycetes; Microascales; Microascaceae
Exons: 7
Coding region: 1-1086 (361 amino acids)
Source: RefSeq, a predicted model, not a curated record
AUGUUCGGCCCCCCGGAAGUCCAGCUCGUGCUCGUCUUGAGCAGCUUUUUCGUGGGCCUCGCUUUCCUCACGGUGAUAGCACGGCUUUGCGCGAGAAUCAUGAUCGUUCGAAUCAUCGGCGCUGAGGAUUACCUGAUCAUUGGCUCAAUGGCAGCUUCGAUCGGAUUUCUAAUCGUCGAGAUGCUUCAAAUUAAGUACGGUUUGGGAUUGCACCUUGCAGAUAUCGCCCCUGAGUUCCAGGUCAAGUUCUUCCAGUGUCUUUGGGCGACAAUCCCGGUGUACAACUUAUCGUUGGUGUUGUGCAAAUUGUCCAUCGUCUUCCAGUACAAGCGAGUAUUCGACGUGCCCACGGUCAAGAAGAUUUGCAGGGUCUUGCUACCUGUUUUGGUCGUGUACGGAAUGUGGACCGUCUUAGGCUCUGUAUUCAUGUGUGUGCCCGUCAAGUUCUUUUGGGGAGAAGGAGAGGGUUCGUGCAUGAAUAGGCUGGCCUUCUGGUUUUCCAACGCCGCGCUAAACAUCACCACCGACAUCAUUAUCAUUGCAAUACCCAUGCCUCUCAUCAAGAGGCUCCAGAUCCCACUUCGACAAAAGAUCAUACUCAUGGUUGUUUUCGCAUUUGGCGCCUUCGUCUGCAUUACCUCGAUCGUCCGGCUGCGCUCGCUACUCGAUAUUUCAACGUCGCCAGAUACCUCCUUUGACGGAGUCGAUAUCGCCCUAUGGAGUAACAUCGAGAUCAAUCUCGCUAUUAUCUGCGCAUCUGUUCCGGCCCUGAAGCCGCUCGUGUCUAAGAUCUUCCCUAAGCUACUUGGCUUAACUGGCCGUUCUGGUAACCGAUCCGGCACUGGAUAUGCCCAGCAUCAAGAUAGCCACGCCCUGGAGUCGUUCAAACGACAUGCCAAUACCGCGACGCAUGCAUCAGCAGUCACCAGCUCGGCAAUCCGAGGUAACAAGGGUAUUUACGUGGAGCACACCUUCGAGGUCAGGGAGGACAACGACGGAAAGAAUAUCAAUAGCCGUGAAGGAAGUGAACGAAACCUCGUACCUUCAGACAACGAACCCUACGCGAAGAGUAGGGAGAUUGUGUAA